AUGCAUGCAAAUUUCAGCUGGAGAGAUACCGACCGGGAAGAGGCAUGUCUCCCGGUACAACUGCUUCUAACUCCGUUAUUUGCAGAUGGUUGGCGUGAGCAAAACGGCUCAAAAAGUCUCCGUACACUCCUCAGCGAAGCGGGUUUGCUAACAGAAUAUGUGAAACGAGAAAAUGGUGUUAACGAUGAGCUUACCAAUCGAUUGGAACGGAUUUGUGAAGAGUAUGCUGGAUCGAAUGGAAAGGAGAUCAAAAGUAUGAUCAAAGGAUAUUGCACGAUGCAUUGCUUCCUUGAUCCUUUUAGCGGACUGACUCAACGCUCUAUUCAGUGA
Molecule: messenger RNA, 330 nt
Organism: Anisakis simplex (herring worm)
Lineage: Eukaryota; Metazoa; Nematoda; Chromadorea; Rhabditida; Anisakidae
Source: the annotation of a GenBank genome assembly